AUGUCUGUCUUCUCGCUCGACGUGUCUAAAGACAACCCUGUGACGACCAAAGACCUCGACAGGGCUUGUGAGAUAUUGGGCGUCACCAUCAAAGAUGCGGAGAAGGCUGAAUAUGUCAAUCUCUUGGCAGUCUAUCAUGAUUCCAUGGCCAAGUUGAUGGCAUCCGAAGACUACGGCCCUGAGGUUGAUAAUCAGAGAUUUGAACGGAAGAAUGUCCACUUUCCCUCGAGCGCCGACAAUGCCUAUGGCGCCUGGGCUUGGAAGUGUGAAAUAUCCGACAAGAGCCCUGACCCCUCCGGAUUACUUAAGGGGAAGACCGUAGCUCUCAAGGACUGUAUUGCAGUUGCGGGUGUCCCAUUGCUGCUGGGCACCAGCUUCUUCACCGACUACACACCGAGCACCGACGCGACGAUUGUGACCCGAAUGCUGAAAGCAGGAGCAACUGUCUCGGGCAAGUCUGUCUGCGAGAAUCUGUGUCAUUCGGCCACCUCGCAUACAGCAUCAACCGGAGUCGUGCAUAACCCACACGCGAAGGGUUAUGCGUCUGGCGGCUCCUCGUCAGGGUCUGCAGUGCUGGUAGCUCUCGGGCCCGAGAACGGCGGAGUCGACUAUGCCAUAGGAGCGGAUCAGGGCGGUUCUAUACGAGUUCCAGCCGCCUGGUGCGGUAUUGUCGGCCUGAAGCCUACCUUUGGCCUUGUCCCAUGGACGGGUGCCGGCAGCAAUGAGCCUACCAACGACCACAUGGGGCCAAUGACGCGAGACGUCUUAAGCAACGCCAAGCUGCUCAAGGCGAUAGCAGGGACUGAUUUCGUCGAUGAUCGAUCAUACGGCGCCCCACCGCCAGACAAGAUUCCUGCCUACCAUGAGAUCCUUGAAAACCAGCAGAAUCCCAUAGAUCUCUCGGGAUACAGGAUAGGUAUCCUAGUUGAAGGUCUGCGUACUCCUGCCAUGGAUCCCAGAGUGGAACAGUCGUUUCUCAAGGCGGUAGAUCAGUUUCGAAAACUUGGAGCCGUGGUCGAAGAAGUGUCAGUACCUGCCCAUGCCACGGCCGGUGCAGUGUGGACGGGCAUCUCAAAGCUUGGUGGCUAUCUCAACAAGACUCUUGCUCUAGGGGGUCGGCGAGGCUACCAGCUUAAUGACCUAAAUGAGAAACUCUGGCCUAUGACUCAAAGCAAGUGGGAUAACGCCAUUCCUUCCACGAAGAAUAUCUACCUCAAUGGCGUUUAUGCACAGGAUAUGCAAAAGUUUCCCGGCCUGUUUGGCAAAGCCACGAAUCUCUCUAUCAAGGCUCGGCAUGGCUACGAUGCCGUACUUGGUGACUGGUCGUCAAUAUCGACAUUUGUGACGGACUCGACCCUUGCCAACUUGAAGCAGCAGAAGACCUACGACGUGAUUGUUAGUCCCACCUUACCCUUCAUUGCAAAGUCUCAUCCCGAGCUCGGCGAAUCAGGCGCGACCGGCAAUCCCCUUUUGCAGUUGCAGAAACAAGUCGGGCUGACCGGAAAUACUGCGCCUUUGAAUCAGACCGGCCAUCCGGCUCUGGCCUUGCCCAUCGGUAUGUUGGAGAUAACCGAGGGCCCUCUUGCGGGCUCGGGAACCAAGCUGCCUGUCAGCAUGCAGGUGAUAGGCAAAUGGUGGGACGAAAUCACCGUCCUAAAAGUGGCGUACGCAUGGGAGGUUGCCACGGGUGGGCCAGAUGCGUGGAAGCAGUUGUGA
Cyphellophora europaea CBS 101466 is the source of this 1716-nucleotide messenger RNA. RefSeq lists its product as uncharacterized. The transcript is spliced from 2 exons. Lineage: Eukaryota; Fungi; Ascomycota; Eurotiomycetes; Chaetothyriales; Cyphellophoraceae. Gene Ontology annotation, molecular function: catalytic activity. The coding region runs from base 1 to 1716 and encodes 571 amino acids. The record is from RefSeq and is a predicted model, not a curated record.